UUUCUACACCUCCAAACAUGGCCAAAGAGAGAGGGGAGAGAAAGCGCGUAUUGAAACAGAAACAGCUAAAAUGGUUUAAAAGUUUGGGAGUUUCAACUGCCAGAAAAGAAGGGUCAUAGUGGAUCACACACAGAAAAGUUGUCACUACAACAACAACAACAACAACAACACUCUUCUUGCGGAAUUGGCGCUCUCUCUCUCUCUUCUCUCCCUUUCUCUCUCUCUAGGGUUUGGAGCACUUUUCUUCUCCGACAGCAAUUCAAUCGAGCGCAUGGAAGUUGUUGGUUCUUUUGAUACGGCGAGACAUUGAAAUUUGAUUGUUAAUUGAUGAAGUGGGUACUCCCUGUAAUUGGAGAAGAACAAGUAAACAAUUGAGUGUGGAUUUGCCAAGUUGAGGUGUUGAGUGAGGAAAAUGGAAACAGCAAGGCGUUGGUUUAGUAAGUUCCGUUCAAAGGAUAGAACGAAGUCCUCAAAGAAGGAACCUACAAGCAAUGCAAAAGAGGGGUUAAAAGCACCAGCAAGUGAGGAAACACCUUCAAAUGCCACUAAACAGAAAGUUGCCGCAGCUAAGCAGUACAUAGAAAAGCAUUACAAGGAGCAGAUGAGGAAUCUGCAGGAGAGGAAGGACCGGCGUGAUAUGCUUGAAAAGAAAUUAGCCGAUGCUGAGGUCUCUGAGGAAGAGCAGAACAACUUACUGAAGUAUUUGGAGAAGAAGGAAACGGAGUAUAUGCGCCUUCAGAGGCAUAAAAUGGGUGCUGAUGAUUUUGAGCCGUUGACGAUGAUAGGGAAGGGUGCAUUUGGGGAGGUUAAAAUAUGUAGGGAGAAGGCAACAAGCCAUGUGUAUGCUAUGAAAAAGCUUAAGAAAUCAGAAAUGCUUCGUAGAGGCCAGGUUGAACAUGUCAAAGCAGAAAGGAAUCUACUUGCAGAGGUUGACAGCAAUUGCAUUGUCAAACUUUACUGUUCCUUCCAAGACGAAGAGUAUCUUUACCUCAUAAUGGAAUAUCUACCUGGUGGAGAUAUGAUGACUUUAUUGAUGCGGAAGGAUACGUUGACGGAAGACGAGGCCAGGUUUUAUGUUGGGGAGACAGUCCUAGCCAUUGAGUCCAUACAUAAACAUAAUUAUAUUCAUAGAGAUAUCAAACCUGACAACUUGUUACUUGAUCGAUAUGGCCACAUGAAAUUGUCAGAUUUUGGAUUAUGCAAACCAUUGGAUUGCAGUAAUCUUCAGGAAAAGGAUUUUUCCGUUGGAAAUAACCUUAGCGGGGCUCUUCAAAGUGAUGGACGCCCCGCGGCACCAAAACGCACUCAACAAGAGCAACUGCAGCAUUGGCAAAGAAACAGGAGGAUGCUUGCUUACUCCACUGUUGGUACACCUGAUUAUAUUGCUCCAGAAGUUCUGCUGAAGAAAGGAUAUGGAAUGGAAUGUGAUUGGUGGUCUCUUGGUGCUAUCAUGUAUGAAAUGCUUGUGGGAUAUCCACCUUUCUAUUCUGAUGAACCAAUGUCCACUUGUAGGAAGAUAGUAAACUGGAGAACUCAUUUAAAAUUCCCAGAAGAGGCAAAGCUAUCUCCGGAAGCAAAAGAUCUGAUAAGUAAACUCUUAUGUAAUGUAGACAAGAGGCUUGGAACAAAAGGCGCAGAUGAGAUAAAGGCUCACCCAUGGUUUAAUGGUGUUGAAUGGGAAAAUUUGUAUCAAAUGAAAGCUGCAUUUAUUCCUGAAGUAAACGAUGAGUUGGACACUCAAAACUUUGAGAAGUUUGAAGAGGCUGACAGCCCAAUUCCGACUUCGGCAAGAUCAGGUCCAUGGAGAAAGAUGCUUUCAUCUAAAGAUAUCAACUUUGUGGGUUACACAUAUAAGAACUUUGAAAUUGUAAAUGAUCAUGAAGUUCCUGGAAUUGCCGAGUUGAAAAAGAAAAGCAACAAACCUAAGAGGCCCACUGUCAAGUCCCUUUUUGAUGACGAGUCAGAUACUGCUGCGGAUCAACCUGCUAAAGGGAGCUUUAUGAACCUCUUGCCUCCUCAACUAGAAAUCUCAAGACAAGAGUGAAUCAACACCAUAAGCUUAACUUCUUUGUAACAUCCGAUGCCCAUAUUUGUCUAAACAAACAUGAUUUAAGUUCUUCCUAAGAGGACAGCUUUUGUUUGGCUGUUCCUUGCAUUUGGAUACAUAAUCACAAAAGAAGUAGAUAGGUUUUGGUUUUCCUCCAGGGCAACUUAGGUUUUGGUUUUUGUAAAUUAUGGGCUGGAAGUGUAUAUUGCUCUCUCUCUCUCUCUCUCUCUGGUAAUGAUGUGUAUUUUUCUUUUCUUUUUUCCCCGGUCAAGUUCAGAAAUGUGUACAAUGCCUUGUUAAUGUUUUUAAUGUAAUCACCCGCUCAUAUUUGGUUAAUGGUAAGAAAACAUUUUUUAAAA
Molecule: messenger RNA, 2406 nt
Organism: Cornus florida
Lineage: Eukaryota; Viridiplantae; Streptophyta; Magnoliopsida; Cornales; Cornaceae
Exons: 14
Coding region: 413-2044 (543 amino acids)
Biological process (GO): peptidyl-serine phosphorylation; intracellular signal transduction
Molecular function (GO): ATP binding; protein serine/threonine kinase activity
Source: RefSeq, a predicted model, not a curated record